AUGUCGGAAGAUUCGAAUUUCUUUUACCUUGAGGGCGGUGAGGGGGUCGCAGCCUGGGUACCACUCGUCGCGGGUGAGCUACUCGGAAAAUCUGAUCUUUCUGAGGUCUCGUUUGCCGUUCUCACGCACCACGUGAUUGUCUUCAUGUCGCAACACCGUGAAAUCCUAUUGGAUCCUUCUAAGCAGGACGCCUGCAGACCAAUGGUUUAUAGGUUCGCCAGACAGGUCAUACCGGAGGUAUGGGGAAAGUACAUGCAGGAUGAAAAUUUCAACCCACUCGAAAGAUUCGCUCAUGUUUAUCGGAUCGUCCGCGAUCUGAUCGAGAUGUGUCUUAAGAUUGAUGUAGAGGAUAUUCCGACCGAGACCAGACGUGUCGCAUGCACUUAUCAGUGGUCAGAAACACCAAGCAGUGACGAGCUCCAGACCUCUUUGGGUAACUCUCCAGAGAACCUCAAGAUGCUUGAAUUCAACUAUCACAUUCCUAUUCCGUUGGAACCUAAGGUUUUAAUUUAUCGCUCGGAUUCCACCAUAGCGAAAUCGAGGUUGACCAAGGAUGUUAUGGGGAAUAGGUUAGAGAGCGCUUUGUUGAGCACUCUUUCUGAUCUUAAUAGUCUUCAUUCCAACAUAUUAGAAAAUAUGCACGGUAAUAGGGCACUGGUGCCAAAGGAGAACUUUGAGCCGGGUGAGAUGAUCUGGUCCACACCACUUCUGGGAUUGAACAUUGGUGGUAUCAGACGCCCUGUUUACGUGGACCCCAAAAAGGUCAUGCUACAUGAUUGCAUGAUGCCCGUUAUGCCUCAUAAGAACGAUGAUAAAGACUUCCAAAACUUUUGCUCAUCGGGCACACAGUCCCCAUCUCGAGAUGACCUAGUAACUGCGAUGAAGAGGUUUAAACUCAAUCCCGACAGUGCUGGUCCGAAAGGUAUCCAGAAAAGGCGCCAUAUUCCAAAAACCAGAUCUCCCCUUCAAAAGAUGCAACUUGCGUGCGACAACGCGUGCCAGUACGACUCUGAUUUCGAUAGAUUCGUCAAUCACAAGAGUCCGCCGAUCAAUAAUUCCCCAGGUUGUAUCUGGUUCUUUGAAUAG
This is a messenger RNA of Morchella sextelata, 1086 nucleotides long. RefSeq lists its product as uncharacterized. Bases 1 to 1086 code for a protein of 361 amino acids. NCBI's taxonomy places the organism in Eukaryota, Fungi, Ascomycota, Pezizomycetes, Pezizales, Morchellaceae. The transcript has 3 exons. The record is from RefSeq and is a predicted model, not a curated record.